Messenger RNA from Malaclemys terrapin pileata, 1261 nucleotides. It is a transcript of the gene RPP25, whose product is annotated as ribonuclease P and MRP subunit p25. Gene Ontology annotation, cellular component: ribonuclease MRP complex. The coding region runs from base 479 to 1138 and encodes 219 amino acids. NCBI's taxonomy places the organism in Eukaryota, Metazoa, Chordata, Testudines, Emydidae. Gene Ontology annotation, molecular function: RNA binding. The transcript has a single exon. Gene Ontology annotation, biological process: tRNA 5'-leader removal. The record is from RefSeq and is a predicted model, not a curated record.
UGAAGCAGAGGGCUCCGGGCUGGACUGGGAGGCUGAUCAGGAGUGUGGGGAGAGGGAGGAGGAGAGCGUGGGGGAGGAGGGGGAGGAUCUGCUAAUUACACAAAACAGCUCUGGGGGCUGCUGAAGUCCAGAAUGAAGCAAAGAGCGGCAGAAGCGAGUGCUGCAGUGGGAGCAGAGGAGGCACCGGCAGGAAUUCCCACCCGGGGAGAAUUCUGCAGCUCCAUUCCUUCUGGGGACUGAUUCUCCGGCACAGCCAGGAGGGGACUAUCUGGGCUUGACAGAAAGUCCUUCACCUGGGGAGGGAGAGCGCUGAGUAGCCAGUUAGAAGAGGCAGAAUCAUGGAAGAGCAGCACUAAAUUUGCCCCCUUUUUCUGCUGACUUGGAGCAAAGGGAGUUUGGAGCCAAGGAUAGUCUUUGGGAUGGAUGCUGGCAUUUAGACAUCUGAUCUGACUCAUUUUCCCUCCAGGAAGGGCAAGCAAUGGCUGCCAAAGAGGUGGAAUCCACACCCAUGCCCCCCGUAGCCCAGUCCAGGAUGGAGAACUUCAGGAAGGUCAAGACGUCGGAGCAGGAUAGCCCACUGCCCUUCUCUGACCUGCCCCCUGGUGUGGUGGAGAUGAAAGUGAAGGAGGGUAGCAAGAUCAGGAAUUUGAUGGGCUUUGCUAUGGCCAGGAUGGAGCUGAAGGGCACCCGGCAGAUAGUCUUCAGUGGCUGUGGUCGGGCAGUCACCAAGACCAUCACCUGUGUGGAGAUCAUGAAGAGGAAGCUGGGGGGCCUCCACCAGGUCACCAAGGUGCGUUACAAGACCCUGCUGGAGGUCUGGGAGAACAAGGACCCUCAGCCUGAUGGCCAAGUGGAGAACCUGACCGUCCACAAGAAUGUGCCCUCCAUCUGUAUCCUAUUAUCCAAGGACCCCCUGGAUCCCAAUGAGAUGGGCUACCAACCCCCGGAGCCCAGGGAUGGGCUGUGGGCUGAAGAUGGGGGAAUAGAGGACGAUAGAUUCAUUUCACCCCCACAAGGGGUGAAGAGACCUUUGGCACUUCCGCACGGGGAGCUGGCUAACAAGAAAAUGCAGGUACAGGUACCAGAGAGUCAAAAGGGCUUGGGGACUAUGGACUACAUGCUGGACUAUCAUCACUGACUCACCCCCACCCCGCAGAGAAAUAACCUAAGCCAUACGUAGUGUACAUAGAAAGGAGAUUAUAUAUUGAAGACACUCUAGAUUUUUAGAUGCUUUGUAAUCAAUAAAGGGACAAUGAAGCCA